AAACCUUGGAAAAUCUGGACUGCGAGUCUCAUGCCUGGGGCUGGGGACAUGGGUCACUUUUGGAGGUCAGAUCUCAGACGAGGUGGCCGAGCAGCUGAUGACCAUCGCCUACGAGAGCGGCGUCAACCUGUUCGACACGGCUGAGGUGUACGCAGCUGGCAAGGCUGAGGUCAUCCUUGGAAACAUCCUGAAGAAGAAGGGCUGGAGAAGAUCCAGUCUGGUCAUAACGACAAAACUGUACUGGGGUGGAAAAGCUGAAACGGAAAGAGGCCUUUCCAGAAAGCACAUCAUCGAAGGGCUAAAGGCUUCUCUCCAGAGGCUGCAGCUGGAAUACGUGGACGUUGUCUUCGCCAACCGGCCGGACAAUAAUACCCCCAUGGAAGAAAUUGUCCGAGCGAUGACACACGUAAUAAAUCAAGGCAUGGCGAUGUACUGGGGAACGUCGCGCUGGAGCGCUAUGGAGAUCAUGGAAGCCUACUCCGUAGCCAGGCAGUUUAACAUGAUACCUCCUGUGUGUGAACAAGCUGAAUACCACCUUUUCCAAAGAGAGAAAGUGGAGGUUCAGCUGCCGGAAUUGUAUCACAAAAUUGGGGUUGGAGCAAUGACGUGGUCUCCGCUAGCCUGUGGGAUAAUCUCAGGGAAAUACGGCAAUGGGGUCCCUGAAAGCUCAAGGGCUGCACUAAAGUGCUACCAGUGGCUGAAGGAGAAGAUCGUGAGCGAGGAAGGGAGGAAGCAGCAGGGGAAGCUGAAAGACCUGUCGCCCAUCGCCGAGCGCCUCGGGUGCACGCUGCCUCAGCUGGCCGUCGCAUGGUGUCUGAGAAACGAGGGGGUGAGCUCCGUCCUUCUAGGAUCUUCCAACCCAGAGCAGCUGAUAGAGAACCUCGGAGCCAUACAGGUCCUCCCAAAGAUGACAUCCCAUAUCGUAAACGAAAUAGAUAACAUUCUGGGAAAUAAGCCCUACAGCAAGAAGGACUACAGAUCAUAAUGCACUGCAUGAAUCCCCUGGACUGCAUGGUUUAAAAAGUGCUCUGUACGGAAGUGCAGCCCCGAGUUAAUAUCUGGUCAUGAGAAUCAUUCAGCAGCUUGCUGCUCGGUGUCUACUGUCACUGGAUCCUUCGAGAUGUGUGCUGUCGCUACUAAUCUGCAGUGAAAUUCAAAAGCACAGUUGAUCUCUCUUCUAACCAAGAAUAACCUUGUAUUUUCUUACCUUCGACUGAAUUCAUUAAUUUUUACUUUACUCGUAGCACCUCAUGCUUGUGCUGUGAAAAACACUUGUAAAGCAAAAAAUAAUUUAUAACCUUCAGGUACUUGGUAAUUAAAGAAGGAUGUACAGAUCUAUUUUUUCAAUGAAGAAAAGCCAGAUACAACUUAAGGUUUUAAUAAAACCACACAUUAGGGAAAUCUCA
Eurypyga helias (sunbittern) is the source of this 1406-nucleotide messenger RNA. RefSeq names its product voltage-gated potassium channel subunit beta-1. Gene Ontology annotation, molecular function: potassium channel regulator activity; voltage-gated potassium channel activity; transmembrane transporter binding. The transcript has 13 exons. The record is from RefSeq and is a predicted model, not a curated record. Gene Ontology annotation, cellular component: voltage-gated potassium channel complex; juxtaparanode region of axon; extrinsic component of cytoplasmic side of plasma membrane. Gene Ontology annotation, biological process: transmembrane transport; potassium ion transport; negative regulation of delayed rectifier potassium channel activity. NCBI's taxonomy places the organism in Eukaryota, Metazoa, Chordata, Aves, Eurypygiformes, Eurypygidae. The annotation marks the transcript as partial.